Molecule: messenger RNA, 1119 nt
Organism: Rotaria sp. Silwood1
Lineage: Eukaryota; Metazoa; Rotifera; Eurotatoria; Philodinida; Philodinidae
Source: the annotation of a GenBank genome assembly
AUGCAAGAUACAUCUGUGAUUUCUUUUCAACCAAAAUCUAUUAGUAUUGUUAUCGGUGAAAAUAAAUCAGUCAAUAUUCAUCUUCUUAAAUCAGAUCUUACUUUUCCUAUUUCUAUUGCAUUUCUUUAUGAUGGUAAAUUUAAUAAUACACAAGGUUAUAUUAAUUCAAUACCAAAUAUAACAUUUACAAAUCAUACAACUGAUGAUCUAAGUCAAUUUAUUACUAUAACUGGUCGUCGUCAAGGUCAUCUAGUUCUAACAGGACAAUCAUCACAAAUUAAUAUAUCAUCAUUAAUAGAUUUUCUUCUUAUUGAUAUAGCACGUAGUAAUAUAUUAAAUAUAUUUAUACAAAUUGUUGGUUGGAUUUAUUUUUCUGCAUGGUCUGUAUCAUUUUAUCCUCAAAUAAUAUUAAAUUUUCGACGUCGAAGUGUUAUUGGACUUAAUUUUGAUUUUUUAGCAUUAAAUAUUCUUGGACAUUCAUGUUAUUCAAUAUUUAAUGUUGCUUUAUAUACAUCAUCAAAAGUUCAACAUCAAUAUUAUGCUAUCCAUCCACAUGGUGUUUUACCUGUUUUACUUAAUGAUGUAAUAUUCAGUUGUCAUGCUGUUUUUGCAUGUACGGUUACAAUUAUUCAAUGUUUAUUAUUUGAACAUGGUAAUCAACGUGUAUCUUAUGUUGCUCGUUUAUUAAAUGGUAUUGGUAUUGUAUUUUUAUUAAUAUCAUCAAUUAUUUCAUUAUCUAAUCAUUUAUCAACAUUAACAUUAUUAUAUUUUUUUUCUUAUAUUAAAUUAGCAAUAACAAUAAUAAAAUAUUGUCCACAAGCAUGGAUGAAUUAUAAACGAAAAUCAACUGAAGGUUGGUCUAUUGGUAAUAUUCUUUUAGAUUUUACUGGUGGUGUAUUCAGUUUAUUACAAAUGUUUUUACUUGUAAUAAAUUAUAAUGAUUGGUCAUCUAUAUUUGGUUCACCAACAAAACUUGGUUUAGGUUUAUUUACGAUUUUAUUUGAUAUUUUAUUUAUUGUUCAACAUUAUGUACUUUAUCGUACAAAUUCAAGGCAUUUAAGACGAAUAAAUAUGUCAAAUAGUGAAUUCAAUGAUAAAUCAACAAUUGUUUUAACAUAA